Messenger RNA from Cynoglossus semilaevis (tongue sole), 2920 nucleotides. It is a transcript of the gene ompb, whose product is annotated as olfactory marker protein b. Gene Ontology annotation, biological process: signal transduction; sensory perception of smell. NCBI's taxonomy places the organism in Eukaryota, Metazoa, Chordata, Actinopteri, Pleuronectiformes, Cynoglossidae. The record is from RefSeq and is a predicted model, not a curated record. The transcript has a single exon. The coding region runs from base 1279 to 1761 and encodes 160 amino acids.
UGGAAUACACCAUGUUGUUGUUUCUUUUUCCAGUGAAGACGGUGAAAACCUUUGACCCCACUGGAAGGACAAUGCUCCACAGAGCUCGCCUCACUCUAAAAUGGUUUCACAUAAAACUACUUUGUCAUACUAUUAAAAAAAAACCCCACAUGUGAUCCGGCUGACACCAGCCCAGCAGGUGUCCCUGCCAGACGUCAGAAUGUGCUAACUACACAGAGGUUUCUGUCAGAGCUCCCAGCAGGGGGUGACAUUGACAGUGUGCUGAUGGAGAGAACUGUGAGACAAACCUGGCACGACAAACAGCUUCUUCUGAAAAAAACAAAACAAAAAAAAACAGUACCAUACGGUUGAAGGCCAAAGUACAGGAUACAGUGAUUCCGUUUUAAAAUGUUUUCUCGGAGAAAGCUGCAACUAUUAAUCUGAAUAAAUGAAACUGGAAAAAACAUUAUUGGAGUCACAGAGGAGCAUUUGAGACACAUUUAAAAAUUUUUUUUUUUGCCAAUUUUCCCCUCACUCUUUUCUCUUACCUUACUUUAUGGAACUGGCUAUAUGUGAUUUAUACAGUACUUUGGAAACCACUUAGCUAGAAAAUAUUAUUUUCAGCUGAGUUGGUAAUGUAAAGUCAAUUUUCUAUUUGCUAACUUUCCUUUUUUAGUAAAAACAACUUCUACCUAGCACUACAGGUUGAAGCUGCAGUGUUAAUCUUUUACUAAAUUAGCGUUUACUAAAUAUAGCUCUCCUUUAGCUGUCAUUUUGGCUGUAAUCUUCUGAGCUGUUCAGGCCAACUUUUAACUAAUUAUAUGUCUGUUGUACUUUUGUUAUGGUAUGUUUCCUGCUUUCAAAUACUUUGUUUAGUACUGGAGCAUGACAUCUUAUCUGUCCAUAUCUUUUUACUUUGUGGAAAUAAUCACUGUUCGUGUAAACAAAAUGGUUCGGAUGUUUAUAUUUCCCCCAUCGAGUCUCAGGAUUUUAGUGUAUUUAAUUUGCAACCAAGGAAACAAGCGAGACAAACAAAUGUGUUACUAACAGAAUGAGGCAGAGUUCCCUGAAGGAAAACCAUGUGCUGUGAUUGCAAAUGUCAUUAGCCCUGGUUGCCUAGGAGCCCAGCUCAUCUGUACUCUGCUUCCACCCUCUUCCAUCAAUGUGGCACAGACGUGCACGGCCACAGACUCCACAAGUGCUGCAGGCAACAGCGCCGAGUAAGAGUUGCUGAGACAGAGAGGAAGUCAAGUCUCUUAGUAUUUAAGCUACUCCUGCUCUAGGUAUCGAACUCCGAACAUGUCUACGGUGCUGGAGCUGCCGUUCAGACCCGACACCCAGCUGACGGAGGUGAUGCGUCUACGGGUUCAGUCCCUGCAGCAGAGAGGACAGAAGAGACAGGACGGGGAACGCCUGCUGCGGCCCAACGAGGCCGUGUACCGACUGGACUUCUCCAAACAGUCCCUCCACUUCUCACACUGGACGGUACGACUGACGCAGCCGGGGCACCUCACCGUCACCGCCACAUCUCAGCUGUGGACGCCCGACCUCACCAACCUGAUGACACGGCAGCUUCUGGAACCCGUUGGCGUUUUCUGGAGGUCACCAGAAGAUGCCAGUAACGUCCCCGUCAAAUGUUACGACGCCGAUGCGCACGAGUUUGGUGAAAGGAUCGCAGAAUUGGCUAAGGUAAGGAAAGUCAUGUACUUCCUGUUUGCGUUUGCGGAAGGCUGCAACCCGGAGACGGUGGACUGCUCCAUCACCUUCACCCUGGACAGCUGAGACAUUAAACCCUGGACACACAAUUUUUUCCCUCUGUUUUCCGACCCCUCUGUGCUCUGUGAGUUUUUAGUUGAAGUGAACUUUAGUUUAGACGCUGUGUUUUAGAGUCAAUGUCGUCCUGUAAAUGUCACUGAAUGGCUUUAAGCAGAGAAAUAUUCCUACUAGAAAAACAAGAAUUUAUGUCAGAUGAACUGGAUGAUUGUACAACGAUGACACUUUUGAACUUUUGUCCUGAACUUCAGUUCUGUUCCUUUGUCCUGUUUUACUCCUUAACUCUAAUAAAAACUCCUCAUUGAAAAAGCGUGUGUAGAUUUUGUUUUGUAACCUUUAAACACCGAUCUCUUUGGACUUGCAAACUGCCGUCUCCUUCUCCUCUUGCCUGACAAACAGCCAGCCCAGAUGGUUUGGCAGAAAUGAGUCCCAUGUGAGAAACGAGACGGAGACCGUGUGUAUUUGUUUGUACGCAGAGUGGGAGGAUUUCCCUAACGGACGGAGGAGAACAGGUUCCCACUGAUCCCGAUCCGUCUUUCACGGUGACCUGACAAACAAGGAAGCUGAGGCGCGUGUGUUUCAUCUCUCGGUUUCCUCCUGUUUCUCACCGCAGGGGAGAAACCGGUGAGUGUGAUUGUUAUUGAGAUGAGAAGAAGAUAAACUGAGGACAAAAGACAUUCAUUCUGAACCUCGUGUUUUUUUAAAAACAAACAACAAAAACGGUGUCUGUUACGUUGAUAGUGGACCCACUCAAUGCACUGAUAAAGUGUAAAACAUCGAGUGGUGUCAAGUGACACGUCAUCUAGAUUUACCGUUUGACCAAAUAGUCAGUGGAAAAACAAGAAGAAACAACAGUUUCAGUUCAGUUUGAAAUGAAACACACUGGGAUUUGGUUGCUGGUAAUUAUCAUGUACCAGGUAGAGAAAUGUUAUUGUUCUGGAGCUUCACGACUCUGGAUUCACCAGGUGAGAGAAUUAGUCCCAGUGAGACUGGGACACACACUUGGUCUGCUGGUGCUGAAGACCAGUGGGAGAAACAGCCAGGAAACAGUGUUUAAGUUAGGCUACAUUUUAGCUUUUUUUUUUGACCUGGGGAAUUGUUGUUCUGCUGUGUUCUAUCACCACUGGUGUAAACAUUUAGGCUGCGGUGAUUUACUUUUCUAACUGGG